CGAAAAUGACGCUUAGCUUCAGAAUAGUGGAGUGUAGUUCGAUGCAGCAGCUGAACAAAGAACGAUCUAAUGUUCAUACUACAUUUUCUACGCUUCUGUUUGAUGGAUAAGUCGCUAUAAUGUUGAGAUGAACUAGAUGACUUAAAAGAAGGCAGAGUCACCACACCAGGUCGGAGAUGUUUCCCUGGAAAAGAUUUUCAAAACCUGGAACCCAAACAAGCUCCAAGAUGCGUCAGACUGAUGGUGAUAUAAGCAAAUGGAUGAAGGUCAGUGUGACAGUUUGUGUUUGUCAAAAAAAAUCUAUACAUAUUCACAGAAUGACAGAUCUGCUCAUUUUUCACUUUUCGCAGAAGGUCGAGAUGGCAUCGGAGUUCGCUGUAUCUGAGGUGUUUUCAUCUCAGAAACCUCAUGCUGGUAAACCGAAGCGUACUGUAGCCCUGGAAAGCACGGUCCAGCUGCAGGACCAUGAUGAUGCAUACAGCGAGGCUCAGAUUAUUCUUGAUGAUUGGAUGAAGAAAAAGCUGCGCCAAGAGCUUGAAAUGGAUGAGGAAGAGGAAGAGCAGAAGACUGAAGAGGAACCUGAAAGGCUAAACUACAGAAACUUUCACGAUGUAUAUUCCCAGCUUGAGCCUCUAGAUGAGAGCUUUGAGGUGCACCACUUCCUCCAGGACUUGAUGGGAACAGACCUGAUGGAUUGUGAGACGGUACAGAGCCUCUGUCAGGACACAGACAUGGAAAAGAAAAGAGGACUUGACCCGACAGCCACCAUGGAGAUACGCCACAAGCAGGUAAAGGAGCGACGUUCGCAGAGGGACGCGGCACGGAAACAGCAGCAGAGGGAGCAGGAGGCUCGGAGGGAGGCGCUGGAGAAGGCUAAGCAACUAGAGAGCAAGGAGCAGAGGAGGAGGAAACAGGAAGCUCGGAGACAGGAGGAACUUUUGCAGCAGGAAGUGGUGCGUCUGCGCAGAGAGAUGCAGGAGAAGAGGAGCAUGGAGCAGAAGGCACGAAAGAGAGGAAAAGAGACGAAAGAGAAACAGAUCACCGUCAAGAAAGCCGUUACACCAGAACCUGACGUUGUCACUCAGAGACAGCGGUACAGAGAGCAAGAAGUAGAGGCCAAAGUCCGCAUUCUCAACCUGCAGUGUAUGCAGAAGCACUUCUCCAUUUGGUACUCAGUGGUGUUGGAGAAAAGAGUGCAGGUUGUUAAAGCAGCAGCUUUUUGUGAUUGGAAAAGGCAGCUGAGGGCGUGGCGGGUGUGGACGGUGCUGUUGUGGGUGAGGAGAAGAAACAGAGAAACUGAGAGGAUGGAGGAAGAGCUGAGGCUGGAGAACAGACGCUGUCAGCUAGCACAGCAGAGCAAUCGAAGGCGGCUCCUGAGGCGCUGCCUGAAUGAUUGGAGAUUGUGGUGCCGAUUAGAGAAAGAUCGAAAGAAGCUAAUUAGCCAGCGGGAAGAAACCAGGCGGAAAAUGGAGGCCCUGAUCGAUGCAGCCGCUUCAGGGAAACUAACAAAACACAACUGCACUGAACCACCAAUAACAGUCCAGCCAGAGAACGUGAACCAAUCAGAAACCACCGCUCAGCUGGCCCAGGCACCGGUACAAAGACCCACCUCAGCUCCAUCUCUACCCACUCUGACUGACAGGACGACAGCCCCACCCAUUCAGGCCUGGCAAAUGACUCGUCAUCACACUGUACUCUCUUUAGCUGAGGUUCAGGUAGGGCGGAGAUUGAAGGGCGCCCCCCACUGUCAGAGUGUCGAGAUGCCCGGAGGGCGGUUUGAGCAUCGACACGCGGCUCAGCAGAAAACCAUCGCAGAGCAGAAUCGCCUUCUUAAAGAACAGCAGGAUAUCAUCUCUGAGCUGCAAGAGAGACAGAAACUUCUGGAACUCAAACAGGAAGCAGAAAAAGUAGAACAGCUCACCGUCCAGCUCAAACCCUCAGCAUCUCAGAGUGUUAUCAAGACGAGCCACAGAUCAAAAGGAGCCUCGAAUGAAAGCGGCACCGGUCGUCCGGCCCCCAAAGAACACGACAGUCGUCUGGCCAGCCGUCAUCCUGCAGUACGAGCCAUGGAACAGCGAGCUCAGCAGCGUGCGGAGCGCAGGAGGGAGGUGGUGGAGAUGAUGAAAAGGCGGAAGGAGGAGAAGCUGGCACAGAUUAAGGCGGAGGAGGAGGAGAGUCUGAGGAAGGAAGAGGAGGAGAAGCGUGAAGCGGUAGAAAAGAGGAAGGAGGAGAAGAGACUGAAGAAGGAGAUGGAGAUUGAGAAGCAGAUGAGAAAAGCGCUGGAGCAAAAGUUGUUCCAGAAGGCAAGAGAUCACUACAAACGAUCCCUGCUGCUAUACAGAGGAAUGACACCGUGGAGGCGGCUGGUGGAGCAGAGCCAUGCCAAUGCACAGAAAGCAGAGGCGCAUCACGCACAGGUUCUACAGAGACGCUGCCUUCUGUUUUGGCUCCAUACAACAAGCGAGGCCCUGGCGGAGAAAAGAAGACGGGCAGAUCAGCUAUAUGAGGGCAUUCUGGUCUGCAGAGCUCUAUACGGCUGGAAAAUGUUUAUGUAUCUACAGUCUGAACUAGAGGUACGAGCCGAGCAUUUCUACACGAUUCGGACUCAGAGGAAAGCGUUUAAGGUUCUGAUGGAUCACGCAAUCCAACAGAAACUGGAUGGCUGGGACAGAGAGACAAAGGCUGACGAGCACAGUGCCAGGCGAGUGCUGAGGAGAUGCUUCUCUGCGUGGCGGCGUCUCCCGGAGAUACUGCAGGAGGAAAGACGGCGAGAGGAGCGGAGAGAUCGACUCCGAAACAAAGUGGCAGAGAUCCUCCCGGACUUCCGAGGCUCACCGCUGAACGCCAUGUGGAGCCUUGGGUCACACAACUAACAAGAAAUCAUCGCAAUCUCAACCUUUAUUGGAAUUCAAGGAGAGAAAAAAAACAGUCUUUUUGGAAAUGUUUAAUUUUUUUUCUUUUGUGAGUCACAAUCAAUCUGAGCAGCUUAUCACUGAUGCAUCAUGGUUCACAGAUCAGAACAAACACUGCUUGGUAAAAACAGACGGAACCCGUUUUGUACUUUGAGCUUGUAUUGUUAUUUAUUUAUUUUUCACUAGUGUGUUUUUAACAAGGCUUUAAAAUGAGACGGAUCUUCACGUAUUCGUUCUGACCUGAUUUCUUAAACACUGCAAGUCCACUGCUUGUUUAACACAGAUAUUAAACACUUGUGUCCAUAUGAGCAAUAUAAAAACACAAGACACGCACAUAACAUCUGUCGGUCGUCGUUUCACAUUCACUGUGAUGCCGUCGGAGUUUUACAGCCGACUAGGGCUGCGUUGUAGGCUGUCUUUUUUUUUCUUUUCUUCCCAUGUCCCAGCAAGGCACUAAAUCAAGCUAGAUCAUGACACGAUGUCUAGACAACACUACUUUACAGUCUGUCCAGCGACGACAGAUACACAGCAGCUCUGAAUGUUAUGGUCUUAUGGUGUAUUUUAUAUGGCUUUGGACACACAGAUAUUGGGUCUGGUGAACGGUUUGAUAUCCAGACCCCUUUACUGUUGAGGUGCACUGAUAAGACAUUUUGGUUAUAGCCAGAUGAAAUAUAAUAUAUUGCUGCCACCUGGUGGACAAAAAUAAAAAUAAAACCUUUCUGUUCUCCUAA
Messenger RNA from Tachysurus fulvidraco (yellow catfish), 3643 nucleotides. RefSeq names its product coiled-coil domain containing 191 (gene ccdc191). The coding region runs from base 177 to 2873 and encodes 898 amino acids. The transcript is spliced from 16 exons. The record is from RefSeq and is a predicted model, not a curated record. Gene Ontology annotation, molecular function: phosphatase binding. NCBI's taxonomy places the organism in Eukaryota, Metazoa, Chordata, Actinopteri, Siluriformes, Bagridae.